This is a messenger RNA of Babesia bovis T2Bo, 1457 nucleotides long. RefSeq names its product PhoD-like (alkaline) phosphatase family protein. The record is from RefSeq and is a predicted model, not a curated record. The transcript has 6 exons. NCBI's taxonomy places the organism in Eukaryota, Apicomplexa, Aconoidasida, Piroplasmida, Babesiidae. The coding region runs from base 80 to 1450 and encodes 456 amino acids.
GUGGAUACUGCGAAUUAUAUGCUAUUCUGUAUUAUUUAGCCCAGAUCUACAUUAAAAGGACUUACACACACCAGAGAUAAUGAUAUCGUUUUCUUCGUCGUUCUUUUUUAUCGCAAUACUACCGCGUAUAAUAUAUGCUUUAACCGAUUAUGAGCGCCAUUAUUCAACGAAGCUUGUUAGCCUUCCUGCUGACGAAGUAGUCAACGAACCGCUAAAUAAACUUGGAUUCGGAAGCUGCCAGAAGCUAGAAUUGCACCCGCAGAAGAUAUGGAACUCUAUCGUUCGAUAUAAACCUGAUAUGUUUCUCUUUACGGGUGAUAUUGUCUAUGCUGCCAAUGGAUGCUGUGAACCGCACUGUCUAAAAAAGGAGUAUGAUGAAUUGAUUGCAUCGAAAGAUUACCGUGAUUUUGCAGCAUCAUUUAAAUACAUUGACGGAAUGUAUGAUGAUCAUGACUUUGGAGUGAAUGACGGACACAAGACAUACGCAUAUCGUGAGCAUAGCCAAAAAUAUCUACUUGAUUUUUUCAAUAAACCCGAGGAUCACUAUCGCCGCAAGAGAAAGGGCGCUUACUUCUCUAUGCUCUUUAGUGACCCUGAUAACCCCAAACACAAGGUGAAAUUGAUUGUUCUCGAUGUUAGAUACCAUCGAGAAUGCUACUACUACUGUGCGUGCGAUACCUGUAAAUGGCUUAGGAUUCAUACAAAUAAAUUUGCCACCAUCCGCUUAAUCAACUACUUCUUCGGGUUCGGUUGUAAUCACCCAGGUGAUACCCUCGGAGCUGAACAAUGGAAGUGGCUACAAGGACAGUUGCACGGAUCGACUGCUGAAGCGCACAUUAUUGUAUCGUCUUUCCAAAUAUUCACUCGCUUCCCUUUGACCGAAAGCUGGGGACUACUACCACUGGCAAAGGACAGGCUGGUAGACCUUCUAUUAACAACUAAACCCAAAAAUCCAAUCUUUUUGUCGGGAGAUGUUCACUACGGUGAACUUAACGAGAAGGACGGCGUGGUUGAAGUUACAUCCAGUAGUCUUACACAUUCCUUCCUGGAACAUGGAACAAGCCCAUACCGUCCGUUUGCAAUAUCUAUAUUUGCCACGAAGCCUAAUGCCUACAUGUACAACAACUUCGGAGGUGUGGAAUUUGAAUACGACCGUCAACAUAAAACAUUAAAAUGGAGUACAAAGAUCUUUGAUGUUAAUGGAAAGGUGGUGACUGAAUACACAUCAGAUGCUUCACGUGACCUGAGCGAUAUUUACCGCAAUGUAGAUAAAAAGAAACGUUCCUUCUUUACCAACACACGUAUUGUCAAAUGCCGCGGCCUUCUAUGGCGUAUAUCGUUGGCAUAUGGCAUACUCUGUCUGGUUACCUGGAUGGUGCUCAUACCCUAUGUCGCGCUAGUGCGCCUCUAUAGGAUUCUUGUGGGUACCCGCAAGGAAAAGCACCAUUAAAUUAUAU